This is a messenger RNA of Sorghum bicolor (sorghum), 2234 nucleotides long. Its product is annotated as probable methyltransferase PMT13. The record is from RefSeq and is a predicted model, not a curated record. Gene Ontology annotation, molecular function: methyltransferase activity. Gene Ontology annotation, cellular component: trans-Golgi network; endosome; cytoplasm. The transcript has 7 exons. NCBI's taxonomy places the organism in Eukaryota, Viridiplantae, Streptophyta, Magnoliopsida, Poales, Poaceae. The coding region runs from base 211 to 1971 and encodes 586 amino acids.
AAAGAGUAGAAUUACCAGGAUCACAGUUUUCAGUCACCUGUGAAAAGCACCGAGAUAUCCAUCGUCAGGAACAGAAAUUUUCGUUCACGCUCUGACAUCCCGCGAAAAGCACCGAGAUAUCCAACACGCAAAGGAGGAAAAGAAGAAAAACUCGGAAAUCAAACCCGUGAUCCGAUCGAGCUCGGACACUCGCCACCGUUUCCCACUCCCAUGGGGCUCCUCAGCUCCCUGCCGCCCCACCGCCGGGGCGCCUUAUCGGGCGGCGGGUGGCAGUGGUCCUUCCUCGACGUCGUCUGGGGGGUCUUCCUCAUCGCCGUGGUCGUCUUCCUCGCGCUCGUCUUCACGCCGCGCCGCGGGGACCCCGUCCUAACCGCCGCCUCCGUCGCCCGCGCCGGCGGUAGCGGCGGCGCGGUGCCGCCGUGCGCCGCCUCGGAGGUGGACCUCCUCCCCUGCGAGGACCCGCGCCGCAGCUCCCGCCUCAGCCGCGAGAUGAACUACUACCGCGAGCGCCACUGCCCGGCUCGUGGCGAGGCGCUCGCGUGCCUUGUGCCGCCGCCCCGUGGCUACCGCGUUCCCGUACCCUGGCCCGAGAGCCUCCACAAGAUCUGGCAUGACAACAUGCCUUAUGGUAAGAUUGCUGAAAGAAAAGGUCAUCAAGGGUGGAUGAAGCAUGAAGGUUCGUACUUCAUUUUUCCUGGUGGUGGGACUAUGUUCCCUGACGGAGCUGAACAAUAUAUUGAAAAGCUUAGCCAGUAUGUUCCACUGAAAACUGGUGUCGUCAGGACAGGUCUUGAUAUGGGAUGCGGGGUUGCUAGCUUCGGUGGAUUUUUGCUUAAAGAGAAUAUCAUGACACUUUCAUUUGCACCAAGAGAUUCGCAUAAGUCUCAAAUACAAUUUGCCUUGGAGAGAGGAAUUCCAGCAUUUCUUUUGAUGUUGGGCACACGCCGUCUUCCUUUUCCAGCACAGUCCUUUGAUUUUGUCCAUUGUUCCCGGUGUUUGAUACCUUUUACUGCCUAUAAUGGAUCUUACUUGAUUGAAGCUGACCGUCUACUUAGGCCUGGGGGCUAUCUAAUCAUAUCGGGCCCCCCUGUGAGAUGGAAGAAUCAGGAGAAGGAAUGGGAUGAACUUCAAGCAAUGGCAGGAGCUUUGUGUUACAAAUUGAUCACUGUAGAUGGUAAUACUGCCAUUUGGAAGAAACCUGCUGAAGCUUCAUGUCUUCCUAACCAAAAUGGAUUUGGCCUUGAUCUGUGUAGCACCAAUGACGAUCCAGAUGAAGCAUGGUACUUCAAGUUGAAUAAAUGUGUCGGUAAAGUUUCCAUGUCGGAAGAGAUAGCUAUAGGUUCUGUUCCCAGGUGGCCAGAUAGGCUGUCUAAACCUUCUGCUAGGGCAUCAGUUAUCAACAAUGGAGCAAGCUUGUUUGAAGUAGAUAGUCAGAAGUGGGUUAGGAGAGUGGCAUAUUAUAAAAAAUCACUUGGCGUGAAGCUUGGGAGCACACACAUACGCAAUGUCAUGGACAUGAAUGCAUUCUUUGGAGGAUUCGCAGCCGCUAUAGUGUCUGAUCCUGUAUGGGUUAUGAAUGUUGUUCCUGCUCAGAAGCCAUUGACACUUGGAGUUAUUUAUGAUAGGGGCCUUAUUGGGGUUUAUCAUGACUGGUGUGAACCAUUCUCAACAUAUCCUCGUACUUACGAUCUCAUUCAUGCUGAUGCAAUUGACUCCUUGAUAAGUGACCCGAUUUCAGGCACUAGCAGAUGUGACCUGUUUGAUGUCAUGUUGGAGAUGGACCGCAUACUGCGCCCAGAAGGAACUGCCGUAAUACGGGCCUCCCCAGAUGUGGUAGACAAGGCAGCACAGAUUGCUCGGUCGAUUCGGUGGAAGGCCCAGGUGCAUGACAGUGAACCAGAAUCAGGUAGUACCGAGAAAAUACUUGUGGCUACGAAAACAUUUUGGAAGCUACCACUAACAUCACAAUAGGCUAACGCUAUAUAGUUUGAACUUUGAACCCCUUUUCACUUACGCUCCCUUAAUUUUGUGUUUUUUUGGGGGGUGGGCUGAUGGGAUAUAUCAGGCUAAUGGGAUUGCUGAAAUAGUUUAGUCAAGUUGGUGAUUCUUUUCUUCAUUUCUUUAUAGCGAAAAGUUAGGUGUGAUGUAAUUCUCGUUGUGGCUCCUUGAUUCUGAUUGAUGUUGUUAUACCCUAUGAAUUCAAGUGAUCUGGUUUAUUCCGUGUGUGGUUACAA